AUGUUGAAACAGAGCUGGACAAAGAGAAGUCGACUAUCUUCUAGCUCAGGUGGAGUCGUUUUUGGGCCUAGUCGGCUCGUGAGGCUCCAGACUACGGUGUUGGCAAAAGCGAAGCUAGCCCAAGAACCUCUAUACACUCCUCAAGAUCCGUUGACUAUUCCCUCACAGAGUCAUGUGAUAGACGCCAAAAUCCAGAGACUGAAACAGAAAUUGCAGGAGCAAGAACAAGAGCGGGCCGGCGUUGACGAGAAUAAACUGAGCAUCUGGGAUGUGAUAACCCCGUUCUUCAAUCUCAUACUGGUGGGGUCAACGAUGUAUAUAGGACUGCAAUAUUGCUGGUUGUUGCUGGAGAGAGAAGAAUUGAUAGAGGCCCAUGGGGUUGAGGUUCGUGCAUUGGAAAGUGAGAUCCAGGCCCUGCUGGAUGCGAGGAAAAGUGGGGCUGUUGAGGCUGAAAAGAGAUGGUUUUUUUGGAGGUAA
Molecule: messenger RNA, 477 nt
Organism: Kuraishia capsulata CBS 1993
Lineage: Eukaryota; Fungi; Ascomycota; Pichiomycetes; Pichiales; Pichiaceae
Exons: 2
Coding region: 1-477 (158 amino acids)
Source: RefSeq, a predicted model, not a curated record